AUGGUCCAGGGCGAGUUCGCUGUGACGGUGCCCGACCCCGAGAAGUUUGCGUCAGAUUGUUCCAGCAGCGCAGACAUGCGGGAGGCUCUUCAAUCAUCGAUCGCGAGUUACAUGAACGGUACCGUAGCCCCUGAAGACGUCGCGGUGUUCUGCAGCAUUGACAGUGGUAGCCGUCUUGACGCCACCGUCGAGUACGAGGCCACGCGCCGCUCGCUGGCCGGCAACGUCACCAUCGACUACCGCAUUGUCGUGCUGGAAGAGACGGCCCAUUCGGUUCAGGACAGCGCGACAGAGCUGUUGAGCUCCCAGGCUUCUGGUCAAGACCUGGCCAGGCUUGCUGCCCUUAUCAGCAGCGCGCUCUCCGCCACUGCGCCCGGCGCGUCCGGCAACGCUCCCCUGCAAGCCAUCGGAGGCCCGGCGGCCCUAGCCGUCAUCUCAACGCAGCCACCGACGCCGCGUCCGACGCCUCUCUCGACGCCGGGCCCCACGGCUUCCCCGGGGCCCGUUCCACCGUUGGCUGUCUCCAGCGGCGCCAUGACUGCCACAGGGGACCCACACCUACGAAACAUCUACGGCGAGCGUUUCGACCUGAGGAGGCCUGGCAAGCACACACUGGUCAACAUUCCAAAGGGGGAGCGCGCUGAGAGAGCCCUGCUUCAUGUAGAGGCUGAAGCGGUGCAAAUGGGUAUGCAGUGCGCAGACUUGUACUUCCGAGAAUUGAACAUGACAGGGGUGUGGGUAGAGGCUACGUGGUCUGGCGGUCUUCACUUUCACGCCCUGGAUGUGAGCUACGGAACAUCGAAGUGGAAACAUGUUGGGAAGGUAGAUGUAAAGGUGGCUCAUGGGCGCACGAGGGAGGGGAUCCAGUACCUGAAUGUUUACAUCAAGCAUCUCGACCGUGCUGGGUUUGCGGUAGGGGGUUUAUUGGGUGAAGAUGAUCAUACGCAGGCGACAAUGGCUUCCCGUGCAUGUGUUCAGCGUCACAGCGUGUCCCUUCUUGACUUCAGUCGUUGA
Molecule: messenger RNA, 1014 nt
Organism: Prorocentrum cordatum
Lineage: Eukaryota; Dinophyceae; Prorocentrales; Prorocentraceae
Source: the annotation of a GenBank genome assembly